This is a messenger RNA of Salvia miltiorrhiza (redroot sage), 1754 nucleotides long. RefSeq names its product RNA-binding KH domain-containing protein PEPPER. The transcript is spliced from 6 exons. Lineage: Eukaryota; Viridiplantae; Streptophyta; Magnoliopsida; Lamiales; Lamiaceae. Gene Ontology annotation, molecular function: mRNA binding. The record is from RefSeq and is a predicted model, not a curated record. Bases 165 to 1526 code for a protein of 453 amino acids. Gene Ontology annotation, cellular component: cytoplasm; nucleus. Gene Ontology annotation, biological process: regulation of gene expression.
AUUUUCCUUUGAGGAAAUAACUAUAUUUUCGAAUUUAUUUUCACCAUCUUCUGUUUUCAGAGUUUCCCUGAUAAAACCCUCGCGCCCUUACCUUUUCUCUUUUCACUUCUCUCUCUCCACACGCACACACAUACACACAUUCAAUCAACAGACCAUCCCACUGUAUGGCCUCCUCUCAGACCCCGGCGGAAAACGCCGACAUCCCCGACGUACAACAAGUGCCGGCUGAGCUUGCCGAGACCAAAGGGGAAGAAGAUGCUGAAACAGCCACGGUCGAAGCUCCAGUGACGGAGGCGACCGCGGUGGACGAGAAGGAUAAAUCUUUGGAGGAGAUGAAGGCCAAGUGGCCGGGCUGGCCGGGAUACUCCGUAUUCCGGCUACUAGUGCCGGUGCUGAAAGUCGGCGGCAUUAUUGGGCGGAAGGGAGAUCUUAUCAAAAAGCUUGUUGAAGAGACCCGCGCUAGGGUUCGUGUGCUCGACGGCCCCAUCACUUCGCCGGAUCGCAUUGUGUUAAUUUCUGGCAAGGAAGAACCUGAAGCAGCAUUGUCUCCAGCAAUGGAUGCCAUAAUAAGAAUUUUCAAGCGUGUUAAUGGUCUUCCUGAGAAUGAUGGUGAUAAAGCCACUGGUGCUGCAUUUUGUUCGAUUCGACUAUUGGUAGCGUCAACACAAGCCAUUAGUUUAAUAGGAAAACAAGGCUCCCUGAUCAAAUCUAUUCAGGAAACAACUGGUGCUUCUGUCCGUGUGCUUUCGAAUGAUGAGGUACCAACUUAUGCCAGUUCCCAGGAGAGGGUUGUUGAGUUACAAGGGGAAGCUCAGAAGGUUCUUAAGGCAUUGGAAGCUGUCGUAGGUCACCUGAGAAAAUUUUUAGUGGAUCAAAGUGUUCUACCCUUAUUUGAGAAGAGUCAUAAUGCACCAGCGACUCAGGAAAGGCAAGUGGACGCUUGGUCUGACAAGACAUCCUUGCAUCAAACACCACAGGCCUCAGUAGGGGUUGAUUAUCCUGCAACGUUGAAAAGGGAAUCACUGUUUCUGGAUCGGGAAAGCCAGAUGGAAUCUCAUAUUCCAUCCUCUAGACUACCAUUGUAUGGGCAGGAACAUGGACUUGUGAAUCGUUCUUCAUUAAUAGGGCGUUCCGGAGGACCUGUUGUGACCCAGGUUGCACAGACCAUGCAAAUACCUCUUGCAUAUGCAGAGGACAUUAUUGGUGUUCAGGGGACAAAUAUUGAUUACAUUCGACGCAGUAGUGGUGCUAUUUUGACUGUGCAAGAGAGUAGAGGGCUACCUGAGGAAAUUACUGUGGAAAUAAAAGGCACCUCUUCACAAGUUCAAGCAGCUCAACAACUUAUACAGGAAUUCAUCAGUGGGCACAGAGAGCCAGCUCCCGGAAGCUACGGCAAGCUGGAGUCAUCGUACUCUCGGCUGGGAGGCGGGGGCAGCUCGUACUUGCCGUCAUCAUAUGCAGGACAACAGCCUUACGGUGGAUAUGGAUCGUCCGGGGCAGGGGGAUAUAGCAGCUUUAGGCUUUGAUUUGAUAGGUUUUCUUGGCGGCCUUAUCUGUGUAUUAAAAUUUCAUGCUUGCAGUUGCUGCUGCUAAUGGUUAGUUAAGCUUUUUUUUUUUCCAAUUUGAGCCGUAAAAAGAUUUUGUGGCCUAAUUUUACGGUAGCCAAGGAUAUAUCUCUGUAACAAAGUAGAGAGGAGAAAAGGGUGUAGUUGUUUGCUAUCAGUUUCUAAAUUAUAAAAAUGCAUAUUCAUUUA